Molecule: messenger RNA, 2200 nt
Organism: Daucus carota subsp. sativus
Lineage: Eukaryota; Viridiplantae; Streptophyta; Magnoliopsida; Apiales; Apiaceae
Product: pentatricopeptide repeat-containing protein At1g34160
Exons: 2
Coding region: 32-1756 (574 amino acids)
Biological process (GO): mitochondrial mRNA modification
Cellular component (GO): mitochondrion
Molecular function (GO): zinc ion binding; protein binding
Source: RefSeq, a predicted model, not a curated record
UUUAUUUAAUUAGGAAUUGGUUGUUACGAAAAUGGUCCAUUUUGAUUCAAUCCUACGAAAAUGCACCUCGCUUUCUCACAUCAAACGGCUUCAAUCCCAUCUCAUCAUCACCGGCGAGUUCAACUUCUACUUUUCCCGUUCUAAGCUCCUCGAUUACUGUGCCUCUUCUGCCUCCGGCGACCUCUCUUACGCCAUCUACAUUUUCCGGCAACUCCCAUCUCCGGCGACCAACGAAUGGAACGCCAUUAUACGCGGCCUCGCUAAAACCCCACAACCCACAAUGGCCAUCACGUGGUUUGUGUCGAUGUCACGUGCUUCAUGCAAGCCUGAUGCUCUAACGUGCUCGUUUGUGCUGAAGGCAUGCGCACGUGGGCUGGCUGUUUUUGAGGCCAGGGAGGUGCAGUCUCAGGUUCUGAGACGUGGGUUCGUAUUUGAUGUGUUGUUGCAGACGACGUUGCUUGAUGUUUACGCGAAGGCGGGGGAUUUGGAUAGUGCGCGCAAUGUGUUUGAUGAAAUGUGUGUGAGAGAUGUUGCGUGUUGGAAUGUGUUGAUUAUGGGGUUGGCUCAGGGGAGUCGAGCUACAGAGGCUUUGGAGAUGUUUAAGGAGAUGGGGUUUGCGGGGAUGAGGCCGAAUGAGGUGACUGUGCUGGGGGCGCUUUCUGCUUGUUCGCAGUUGGGGGCGAUUGGGGAGGGGGAGAGGGUUGUUGAGUUUAUAAGGGGUGAGAAGAUGGAUUGUAAUGCGCAGCUGUGUAAUGCUGUUAUUGAUUUGUACGCGAAAUGUGGGCUUGUGGAUAAGGCGUUUGGGGUUUUUAGUAGUAUGAGGUGUGAGAAGUGUAUUGUUACUUGGAAUACGAUGAUUAUGGCAUUGGCGAUGCAAGGGGAUGGAAUUAAGGCACUGGAACUUUUUGAUCGGAUGGGUAGAGAGGGGAUAGUCGCAGAUAGUGUUAGUUAUCUCAUGGUGUUGUGUGCUUGUAACCAUGCUGGUUUGGUGGAAGAUGGGGUUAGGUUGUUUGAGUCGAUGGCGAAGAGUGGAGUGAGUCGGAAUAUGAAACAUUAUGGUAGUGUGGUUGAUUUGUUGGGCCGGGCAGGUCGGCUUCAGGAGGCAUAUGAUAUUGUGAAUGAGAUGCCAAUGGUUCCGGAUUUGGUACUUUGGCAGACACUUCUUGGGGCAAGUAAGACAUAUGGGAAUGUGGAGAUGGCAGAGAAAGCGUCCAGGAAGCUUGAGGAAAUGGGGUCAAGUAAUUGUGGAGACUUUGUGAUGUUGUCAAAUAUAUAUGCAGCCCAGGAAAGAUGGAAAGAUGUGGGAAGGGUGAGAGAGACGAUGAGAAGUAGAGAUGUGAAGAAGAUUCCUGGGUUCAGCUACAUUGAAGCAGGCGGCAUAAUGCAUAAGUUUGUUAAUGGAGAUCACAGCCAUUCGUUCCGAGAUCAAAUUUAUAGGAAACUUGAUGAAAUUAGUUUUAGGAUCAGAGAGCAUGGGUAUGUGGCAGAGACUAGUUAUGUUUUGCACGAUAUUGGAGAAGGGGAGAAGGAGAAUGCCUUGUGGCAUCACAGUGAAAAGUUAGCUGUUGCGUAUGGUUUGAUUGCAACAAGUGAAAAGAGUACACUGCGAGUGAAUAAGAAUAUUAGGAUAUGCGGGGACUGUCAUGUUGUAAUUAAGCUCAUUUCUAAAAUUUACGAGCGGGAAAUUAUAGUGAGGGAUCGAACUCGGUUCCACAGAUUCAAAGAGGGGUGCUGUUCUUGUGGAGAAUAUUGGUAGAUUUCAGUGUUCUUUUUUCGGAAUGUCACAUAUUUUACAAUUUGGUAGAAGUUUUCAUACCAGCAAAAUAUGGUGCCUUCUGUGCAGACACAUGGAGAAGAAUAUACUAGUUAGCAAAGGAGAUUUGUCAGCUGGGAAAGACCAAUUUUACAUCUCACAACUCAACCAGGUAACAUGAAAUUAGGAAAAAUAAUACAAAUAGUUGUAAAACCUCUCCGAGUGAGAGCAUAUUACAAACAGGAAUACUUGCUGAGCAUGACAAGCCCGAAUGACAUGGAAAUAUGAUCAGUCUUUCAUCAACCUUGCCUCAAAGCCUCCUUCGGGUCUCUUUACAAGACGGUAAGGCAUAUGGGUUCCAAGCAGCAGAUCCCAGAUAGGGUAGAAAGGUUGUGAAUAGUUGUACUUCGUACCUUGAAGUUGAUGAUGAACAUCAUGAUAGGCAGU